Molecule: messenger RNA, 2727 nt
Organism: Exophiala mesophila
Lineage: Eukaryota; Fungi; Ascomycota; Eurotiomycetes; Chaetothyriales; Herpotrichiellaceae
Exons: 2
Coding region: 603-2162 (519 amino acids)
Biological process (GO): cell division
Cellular component (GO): plasma membrane
Source: RefSeq, a predicted model, not a curated record
CACUCAUGUCCAACCCGAUGAUGGAAUGGAUCCACACAAGAAGUCUUGUUUAAGAGUUUUAUCAUCUCUGCCUGGGUCAUCCACCCAGGUCGAUAAAGCUUCCAGACUUGCCUGGACACGCUUGGGCCGAUGUGGCUGGUGAUCUUAGGUGUGGCGUUGUGGCGGAGCAGUGGGGGUAGGAGACAAAAAGUCGCUCUCAAUGGAAUUGAUCAGCCACAGCCCACCAAGAUUGUGGCCUUUCAGCGCCAACUCAUCACCACCCUGGUUGAACUUCCGACCACUCAUACCUCAUCAUCGUCACUACUACAAGCAUCUGCUUUGCAUCAUGCCUGCCGCCCACUGCUUCGCCUGGCGUUUAUGCAAGCCAGAAUUCUCCUCGUAGGUGGUUUAUAUUAAGGGACUGUGUUCGCAGUUCUCGCACUCUACACUUGUCAGCUCUCACGUCCUUCUCCUUCGCACCCUCGCUCACCUACUUCUUCCUUGUGACUAUCCUUACUCCUCUACGCUGACCUGCGUCUGCAUUUCUGCCCCUCCACAGACACUUCCGAACCUUGCUGGCCCCGAACUGACCACGACACGGCCAUCUCUCACAUAUCGCCAAUAUGUCCGCAGGUCACUCAGAACCCCAAGUUUUGUUCAGCGUCAACAAUAUUUCUGCAUACUCUGUCCAGAAUGGAGAAGAGCAACCUAUAACCACUUCGGGGCCUCAGACGUUGUCACUGUUGAUGGUUCCAACCGCAUCGCCUUUUGCAGAACCGUCGAGUGCAGACCCCUCAAGUCAAGCCCCAGAGGAUGACUUCUACUUACAUUUACAUCUGCCCCCAGAACUAGAUCUGCCUCUGCCUGCGACAACUCAGAUCUAUCAUAAACCCCCAACGAGCUACUUGAUACCUCGCUGGGACCUUGGUCCUGACGCUGGGGCUUUUAUACGCAUUCAGUUUCCAUCUGUGGGUACUGGUCCGGGAAAAGUAUCUCAGGAAGACGUGGACACAUUUGAGACAAUCCUUGCUCAGUGCACCGCCUUUCUUGAGCGUGUCAACUCACCACCUCAAGGGAUCAAGCAGUAUGAUCCUUCGGACUAUCGACCUGGUGAGGGCUAUAUUAGCUCUUCGUCUUCAACGCACCAAGAGAAGCCGCAACAUGGUCAGAUUGUACUCAUUGAUGAAGAGAAUGGGAGUGUCAUUGGUGAGCUACAAGACAGCUACAACGUGGUAGAAUCCCCCGCCAUUAAACCGGGGUCCAAGACACCCGUACAAAUUCAGCUUCCACAAGAAGGUCAAGGCAACGCUAUCCGUGUUGAUAAUGUUUCGGAGCAUUUCCUCGAGAUGGCGAACCACCCAGCUUAUGCCAAAUCAACGAUUGUCCAGUCCUCAGCCACAGCCUCAAGACUCAUUGUCACUGGGUCCGGGUAUAUCGCCAACGCCAUGACAACGGGAGCAAACACCUUCCAGAAAAAGACUGAACCAAAUCCUAAGCCCAUGACUUUCUCUCCGGCCACUCAUGACCGGAUACGGCAGCUUCAUUCGUUUACUGCGGGGGCCGUCGGCCUCAGUUCCAAGACCGUGGGCCAGCUCAGCCGAUAUGCACAAAACUUUGGCGCCACUCUUGCGCGAAAAGGCGAAAAAACCAAGAAGGAGCCGGGCAAGGAUUACAAACCCGGCAUCCUCAACAAGUCUCUGAUAGCAUUUUCCACAAUUGCUGAUGGCAUCGACCACGCUGGCCGGCAGCUACUUGCGUCUUCUUCGAGCGCGGCGACCAACGUGGUCGGUCAUCGCUAUGGGAGUGAAGCAGGAUCUGUGGUUCAGGGUCUGGCCGGUGGGGUCAAGAAUGUGGGUCUCGUUUAUAUUGAUGCCACUGGUGUUUCACGUCGGGCGGUCUUGAAGUCGGUAGCCAAAGGCAUGGUCGUGGGCCGAAUGCCCAAUGGCCAGCAGCUCGUCGUUGGUGAAGGUGACGGCGGCCUCGUGCCCGGAUCGGACACUGCUGUGACGGCAUCUACGGGCAGCAAACGAAAUGACUACUAUUCCGGGGCUUCUGAAUAUGGAGGUAGCAGACCAGGCAACGGGAUGGAAAGUUAUGGAAAUGCCAUCACAGGCCCACCAGCGUACUCUCCUGGUGUUGGUGAGUCUUUGUAUGGUCAAGCUGCGCCUCGAGAGAAGCGCUAGGAAUGAGAGAUGAGAGAUGAAUACGUUGUUAUGUAUGAUGAGGAAUGAGGUACGAACGGUAGUAUAAGACGGGAACGAAGGCCAUAUUAGAAUAUUAGCGGUGGCACCAGGCAGUACGUCAGCUCGAGGUAUUCUUUGCUUGGAAUAUGAAGUAUUACCAGACCGUGCUUGUUAAAAGGCCGUUUCUAAGACUCACCACAGGACGGGUUUGACAUGGCGGGCAGAUCUUUGUUCUGUGUUCUCUGUACCAAACACGGUAGAAGCGAUAUGUUGGGGCUAGACGUCUGAGGUGGGUCAAUUGAUAAGGAAAACCAAGGGGCACGGGUGACAAGACGACAGCUGUCAUCGUUUGUUAGCCGUCAAGGCAUGAGACCAGAACACGAUGGCUGGGUCAUCUGAUGGCCCAAUCCCUGGAAGCCUGGAGUAACGGUGAUGAGGUCCAUAGCCUGUACGAGAGGCACAUGUCUGUUGAUGUUCAUUGGCGAUAGCUACUUAGUACCUCCUACCUCCUGCUGCAUAAAUGCUGUAUGUUAUCUUCAUAGUCCAUAGUUAAACGGGAACAUUC